AUGACAGAUAUGACAUUGCCUCGCACAGCUCCAGUACCAUAUUAUUAUGACUAUGGAGAUGAUGUCAGAACGCCACAUGUAGAUGAACAAAAGUUAACAUUAUAUUUAGAUUAUUAUAGAUAUAAAAGAUAUAAUGCAAUAGAAAAAACGAGAAUAGUAUAUUAUUAUACAGAUGACAGAAAUAAAUAUUAUAGUCAAGAUUUUACCUACCCUGAAAACAUAAGAUUAUAUUAUAAAAAAUAUUCUGACACAAACCAGAAGAAACCUGAAAUAGUUACACUAUAUCUUAAGUUCAAAAGAGACAAUCCUAUAAUAUCUCAUAUGUUUGAUUUAAUGAACCCAGUAGGUUCUAUUUAUACAUCUAUGGAUGCAAGAGGUCCUCAAGUAAUGUUUGGUGUUGGUGCAUGGGAACAAAUAGUCGACAGGUUUUUGUAUUGUGCAAACUCUUCAAAGGAAAUGGGUGGAAGUAAAACGAUUACAGGUGAAAAUUUACCUGCACACAGUCACUACAUAGAUUUAAGCACAUCUCAAGCGGGUUGGCAUAAGCAUAGAUAUUGGGAUUGGUCUGGAAUGACAAAAGGUAAAGGAUAUGAUGUUAAAGACGACGUUAAGUUUGCUAUAAAUUGUUACUGGGAUGACACUCAGGGAGAAGGAAACCAUACACAUUUCGUUUCAGGAUAUACACAAACAACGGGACAAAGUAAAGAUUACAUGCCACCAUUUAUGACUGUAUUCGCAUGGUAUAGAGUUCAAUGA
This is a messenger RNA of Trichomonas vaginalis G3, 756 nucleotides long. RefSeq names its product phage tail repeat-like family. The coding region runs from base 1 to 756 and encodes 251 amino acids. The record is from RefSeq and is a predicted model, not a curated record. The transcript has a single exon. Lineage: Eukaryota; Parabasalia; Trichomonadida; Trichomonadidae.